Sorex fumeus (smoky shrew) is the source of this 2601-nucleotide messenger RNA. RefSeq names its product Rho GTPase activating protein 22 (gene ARHGAP22). The coding region runs from base 394 to 2577 and encodes 727 amino acids. Gene Ontology annotation, biological process: activation of GTPase activity; signal transduction. Gene Ontology annotation, cellular component: focal adhesion. Gene Ontology annotation, molecular function: GTPase activator activity. The transcript is spliced from 11 exons. The record is from RefSeq and is a predicted model, not a curated record. NCBI's taxonomy places the organism in Eukaryota, Metazoa, Chordata, Mammalia, Eulipotyphla, Soricidae.
GUCUCUGAGCAAGCCAACGCGGGUCAUCAGCGCGGCCUCCCCAGAGGCACGGCGGAGCCAGCGAGCCUGGACCUGACAGACGAUGUUCGGCCGGGCCGGCUGCUUCCCGGUGCUGCCAUCUCCCCUGCCCGCUCGUCACAUGGGGGGGUCGGGGGGCAGGGCCAAGGCCAAGGCCCCGCGGGAUGAGCCCUGGCGCUCCCUCCUUGCAGUGUCCUGAGAAGGAAUCCCCAGGCCGGCUCUGGGCAGCUGAGGCAGAGGCGUCCUGCUCCCCGGAACCAGAUGCUGAUCUCCUGUUACUGGAAAACAGGAAUUAGCUUGUCUGCUUGAGGAUGUGGUUGGUUCGUUCUAAAAAGGACCCACAAGAAAUUUGCGCGUAGAACUGCCAACUUCAUUAUGCAGCCGACAGCUUCCAGCAAAAGGAGGACGUUUGCAGCCAGAUAUUUCACACGCUCCAAGAGCCUGGUGAUGGGGGAGCAGAGCCGGAGCCCUGGGCGGCCACCUUGUCCCCGCCGGCUGGGCCCUGUGCUGAAGGCAGGUUGGCUGAAGAAGCAAAGGAGCAUCAUGAAGAACUGGCAGCAGCGCUGGUUCGUGCUGCGUGGGGACCAGCUUUUCUACUAUAAGGACAAAGAUGAGACCAAGCCCCAGGGAUUUAUUUCUCUACAAGGGACCCAAGUGACCGAGCUUGUUCCUGGCCCCGAGGACCCAGGGAAGCACCUGUUCGAGAUCAGCCCAGGUGGUGCCGGGGAGCAGGAGAAGGUGCCAGCCAACCCCGAGGCGCUCCUGCUCAUGGCCAGCUCCCAGCGGGACAUGGAGGACUGGGUGCAGGCCAUCCGCCGGGUCAUCUGGGCCCCGCUUGGUGGAGGUACAGCUCGUAGCGCGCAUGCUCACCCUCUAGAACCCCUGCCUGCAGGGAUCUUUGGGCAGCGCCUGGAGGACACGGUCCACCAUGAGCGGAAGUACGGCCCCCGCCUGGCACCCCUGCUGGUGGAGCAGUGUGUGGACUUCAUCCGGGAGCGCGGGCUCACCGAGGAGGGCCUCUUCCGCAUGCCAGGCCAGGCCAACCUGGUGAGGGACCUGCAAGAUUCCUUCGACUGCGGGGAGAAGCCUCUGUUCGACAGCUCCACGGACGUGCACACCGUGGCGUCCCUGCUGAAGCUCUACCUCCGGGAGCUGCCCGAGCCCGUGGUGCCCUUCGCCAGGUACGAGGACUUCCUCAGCUGCGCCCAGCUGCUCACCAAGGACGAGGGCGAGGGGACUCUGGAGUUGACUAAACAAGUGAGCAACCUUCCCCUGGCCAAUUACAACCUGCUCAGAUAUAUCUGCAAGUUUCUGGAUGAAGUUCAGGCCCACUCAAACGUCAACAAAAUGAGCGUCCAGAACCUGGCGACCGUUUUUGGACCCAACAUACUUCGGCCACAGGUCGAAGACCCAGUGACCAUUAUGGAAGGCACUUCGCUGGUGCAGCACCUGAUGACCGUGCUCAUCCGCAAGCACAGCCAGCUCUUCACCGCCCGGGCCGCCGAGGGGCCCGCCUCGCCUCGGGGAGGCCCUCCGUGCACGGUGGGGUGGGUCUCCGAGGAGGGCCCGGGGCACAGUCCGCCCGAGCCCAGCAGCCCCAGUGCCCCCGGCCUGCCCUCGCACCGGACCUCAUCUCUGGACGGAGCCACGGUGGCCGCGCUCUCCAGGACCACCCCGUCGGGCGCCGGGCUCCGGAGCGCCUCCGCCCCCGCCUCCGGGAAGAAGGUGCAGACCCUGCCCAAUUGGAAGUCUUCCUUCCGGCAGUCGGGCUCCCGCGCCGGCAGCCCCAAGGUGGGCGCCUCGUCCCUCGAGGUGCCCAUCAUCUCCUCGGGCGGGAACUGGCUCAUGAACGGGCUGUCCUCGCUGCGCGGCCACCGCCGGGCCUCGUCGGGGGACCGGCUCAAGGACGCGGGGGGCGUGCAGAGACUGUCCACCUACGACAACGUGCCCCCGGCCAGCCCCUUCCCCAGCACGCCCAGCGUGGCCAGCACGGCCUGGUCCGCCGCCUCGUCCUGCGGGGCCUCCGCCGCCGGCUCGGUCAGCAGCUGCUCGGCCUGCAGGGCCAGCGACUCGUCGGCCUGCAGCUCCCUGCACACCGAGGGGCCGCUCGAGCCCUCCCCCUUCCCCAGCAGCAGCGAGGACCGCCGGUCCCCGGACCUGGGCCACAGCCUGGACGAGGAGGGCACCGGCCUCAGUAGCGACCAACCCAGCGAGCCGGGCAGCCCCGCCCUGGAGCGGGCACAGCACUCCGAGGCCCUGCACAGCCUGGUCACGGAGCUCAGGGCGGAGCUGGGCCGCCAGAGGACUGAGUACCAGAUGAGCGUGAAAAGACUGGAAGAGGGUAGCGCCGAGCUGAGGAAACGCAUGUCCCAGUUGGAAGAAGAACUGGACCAGGAGAAGAAGAGGUACAGCAUGCUGGAGAUCAAGCUGAGGAACUCGGAGCGGGCGCGGGAGGACGCCGAGAAGAGGAACCAGUUGCUGCAGAAGGAGAUGGAGGAGUUCUUCUCUACCCUGGGAAGCCUGACUGUCGGGGCGAAAGGUGCCAAAGCCCCACAAUAGAGGGGGGUGCUCCCCUCCCGCUAG